GAAACAAUUUGAUUUUGUAGUUCAGAAGAAAACAAUUCUGCCACACAUCGGCAGGGACGGCAGCAGUAGCAAGCUAGUUAUGCACAAUAUUACUCUUACUAAUAUUUUCUGCAUCGAAUAUUUUAAAUGGAUCACUUCGAGGAAGAUUUAGUCGCUGCAUUAAGAGAAAUUGUCAAAGACGGAAACUGGCAAUGUGUAGGAAAGAAGUGUGAUUUUGACUCACCAUGCACAAAGCUGUACUCUGCGGAUGGUGAACACAUUGUCCUGGUUCACACAGAAGAUGACAGAUUCUGGGCUAUGGAUUCAUCCUGUCCCCAUGAAGGAGGCCCUCUUGACCUCGGUGACAUUGAGGACCUGGGAGAUGGGAAGAGGGUGCUGGUCUGUCCCUGGCAUCACUUUGACUUCUGCCUGGAGACAGGUGCCUCUUCCAUGGGACUACAGAACCAGGUGUAUGAGGUCAGAGUUGUCCAAGACAUGAUUUAUAUCAACACACAGAAUGAACUGUGUCUAAGUCCCAUCCCAGAGAUAGACACAACAUCUAAUGGCAAGUUGUCAGCAGAUGAUGUCGAGCCACCACCCUCUGAGGACACACUGUGCUUCUGGGCCACAAAGAUCCUCUGCACACCGGACCCCAAAGAGAAGGUAGCCAUGACGCUGGAGGUCCAGGAGAGGUGGAACAGUGGGGAGAUAACAGAGGUGGGUCAGGCUACACCACCUGUCCAGCCAAGCAGGAAGGAGAACCUGACCGUACUGCAGCCGGGCAAAAUCAAGCGUGGCAAAGGUGGCACACAGGCUAGCAGGAUAGCCCUCCUCCACUCCCUGGCUAACAUAGAGCAGUGGGCUAUAGACCUGUCCUGGGACGUCAUCGCUCGCUUCUCAUCGGUCAGACUGGACACUGGAGAGCCCCUGCCCCGCCAGUUCUUCAGCGACUUUGUCAAAGUGGCCGGAGACGAGGCCAAGCAUUAUCACUUACUAGAGACGAGGAUCACAGAACUCGACAGCUUCUUUGGCGCGUUACCUGUUCAUAAUGGACUGUGGCAGUCAGCAACGGAUACGUCCCACGACCUUCUGGCGAGGCUAGCCAUUGUGCAUAUGGUACAUGAAGCCAGGGGCCUGGAUGUGCACCCCCAGACCCUCUCCCGCUUCGCUGCCCAGGGGGACUGCAGCUCUGUGGAGGUGCUGGAGGUUAUCUACCGGGAUGAGAUCACUCACGUGGCCGCCGGGCUCCGCUGGUUCACCUACAUCUGUUCACAGGAAGAACGGGAUUGCUUAUCUACUUUCCAUUACUUGGUGAAGCAGCACUUCAAAGGUUACCUGAAGCCUCCUUUUAACACAGAGGGUAGGAAGACAGCAGGGAUGACAGAGGAGUGGUACGUGCCUCUUGUAAAGCCUCCCAGUUAACAGACAAUGUCCCCGAAACCAGCAUGCCGUGACAAACACAGCUGCUGCGUCCCAGCGGGUGGGGGGAAGCAGUUUCACACCAAAUCUCAUAACACCUGGAUAAAGGUCCAACUGUUUCUAUUAUAAAGGUUUAAACUCAAACAUGUCAGUAGCCGUAUCAAUGUGGUAUUGCAAUCUAAUAUCUGAGCCCAAUGUAGAUGACGUGGCAUUCGAUCAUUGGUUAAUUUGUGCAGCGCGACUGCAAUGUAGUCGGCCUGGAAGAGUACAUCUCUAAAACAGACCCCACUAUCUCUACAAAUGUGAUAAAUAUUAAAGUCCAAUGCAUAAUGUCAUAGAGCAAAUGACAAAGGCAACAGAA
Molecule: messenger RNA, 1759 nt
Organism: Salmo salar (Atlantic salmon)
Lineage: Eukaryota; Metazoa; Chordata; Actinopteri; Salmoniformes; Salmonidae
Product: Rieske and Ferritin_like domain-containing protein
Molecular function (GO): 2 iron, 2 sulfur cluster binding
Source: RefSeq, a predicted model, not a curated record